Pogona vitticeps (central bearded dragon) is the source of this 3913-nucleotide messenger RNA. It is a transcript of the gene CPZ, whose product is annotated as carboxypeptidase Z. Gene Ontology annotation, biological process: protein processing; peptide metabolic process. Gene Ontology annotation, molecular function: protein binding; zinc ion binding; metallocarboxypeptidase activity. The record is from RefSeq and is a predicted model, not a curated record. Lineage: Eukaryota; Metazoa; Chordata; Lepidosauria; Squamata; Agamidae.
CGCCGGGCCCGGGAACCCAAGCCCAGUGUCAAAAUCCAGCAGACAAUAAAGUGACAUGUGUGGACACCACCUUGACUUCCUGCAAUGAUGUGUCUUACUCAAAAACUACUUACCCUAAUUUGCUGGACCAGAAAUCCAGAGAAGUAAUUGAGUACAGCUCUGAAUAUAUCUUGAUGAGUGUGCUCCAUAACUUGCUGCAGGGAGAAUGCAACCCGGAUCUGCGGCUUCUAAGUUGUUCUAUUAUGGCUCCAAAAUGUGAAGAGGGCAACAUCAUUAAGCCUUGUCGUAAGGUCUGUGAAGCCCUGAGAAAAAACUGCCUUCCUGCCUUUGAUGCAAUUGACAUGGCUUGGCCAUACUUCCUAGACUGCGAUCGGUUCUUUGUGGAUGAAGUAGAAGGAUGCUUUGAUCCAUUAGCAAAGCUGCGAGGUGAAACAGAAUUUUCUGAAGAUGUGCUCAAUGAGACACCAAAUUUUAUUCAGUUCGUCCAUCACUCAUUUCCCCAAAUGGUGAGAGUAUUGAAAAAGGUAGAAUCCAGAUGUUCCCAUAUUGCCAAACUGUACAGCAUUGGUCGCAGCUUUGAUGGAAAAGAUAUUUUUGUGAUUGAAUUUUCUACUAAUCCAGGACACCAUGGACUUCUUAAGCCAGAGUUCAAAUACAUUGGCAACAUGCAUGGAAAUGAAGUUGUGGGGAAGGAAUUACUUAUCUACCUUGCCCAAUAUCUGUGCUCUGAGUACCUUCUUGGAAAUCCCAGGAUCCAGGCUUUGAUCAACAACACUAGAAUUCACCUUCUUCCUUCCAUGAAUCCAGAUGGAUAUGAACUUGCAGCACAAGAGGGAGCUGGCUACAAUGGAUGGAUCAAUGGGAGGCAAACUGCUCAGAACCUUGAUCUUAACAGGAACUUUCCAGAUCUGACAUCUGAAGUUUACAGAAUAGCUAAGAUCAGAGGAGCACGCAUUGACCACCUUCCGAUUCCACAGUCUUAUUGGUGGGGUAAGGUAGCCCCUGAAACAAAAGCUGUCAUGAAGUGGAUCAGGUCCAUUCCAUUUGUCCUGUCAGCCAGUCUUCAUGGGGGUGAUUUGGUCGUUUCUUAUCCUUAUGAUUACUCAGUACAUCCCUUGGAAGAGAAAAUGUUCUCUCCUACCCCUGAUGAGAAGAUGUUCAAACUGCUAUCUAAAACCUACGCAGAUGCACACCCUGGCAUCUCAGACAGAUCAGAAAUGCGCUGUGGUGGAAAUUUUGUCAAACGAGGUGGCAUCAUUAAUGGUGCAGAGUGGUACAGCUUCGCUGGAGGAAUGGCAGAUUUUAAUUACCUUCAUACAAACUGUUUUGAAAUUACUUUGGAGCUCGGGUGUGAAAAGUUUCCUCUGGCUGAAGAAUUGUAUCCACUCUGGGAGCAGAACAAAGAGGCACUUCUGAAAUUCAUGGAAAUGACUCAUCGUGGAAUAAAGGGAAUUGUAUCUGAUAAAUUUGGAAACCCAAUUAAAAAUGCCCGAAUUUCAGUCAAAGGCAUCCGCCAUGAUAUUCUUGCAGCUGCUGAUGGAGACUACUGGAGACUCCUGCCUCCUGGUACAUACAUAGUCAGUGCCCAGGCUCGUGGCUACAGUAAGGUCCUGAAGAAGGUGACUUUACCUGCCAAGAUGAGCAAGGCUGGACGCGUGGACUUUGUCUUGCGACCCCUCAAUGGUAAGCCAGCUCAAUUUGCUCAUAAGUCCACCGGAAGAACAAAUGAGCGAUUUGACCCACUGGAACAUUUUGAGUCUCAUGCUGAGCCAGAACCAAAAGAAGAUGGGAGGCGAUCUGUCCAGCCACGAGAGAAACCUUGGUGGUGGUCUUACUUCAGUGCUCUAGAUCAACAAAAACCACUGUGGCUGCUAAAGUAUCAGUAAACUGCUGUAUGUUUCCCUCUUCACCUGAUCACACUAGCAAUUAAUUGCAGUUCCACUAUUAUUUUCAAUAGUAGUAGAAGCAUUUGAAUCUGAGUCUCCAGCUGAUAUACUACUGUCUUGCUUUGCUUUGUUGUGUUUUUUUCUCUGCAUAGAGAAAUAUUGUAUAUUAAAAUCAGUAUGUUCUAUGUAGAUGUUGUGUAGCUGUUGUUCCCCACUGCUGUGCUUCGCUCAUGCCAGUGUUGUUAAUCAUCAGAUGUAUUAUUUAUUAGGAACUAAAGUACCUGAAGAGAAAUCCUUCUGAUCCUUUAAUGCAUUUUCAUACAUGUCUUAACACAUUCAUUAUUGCAAGUGAAAACACCCUGUAGGAAAAACUGAAAAAGCCUUUUCUUCUAUAAACAUUACUUCUGCAUGACUUGGUGCAUUAAUUUCCCUAUUUGAAAUGGUUUAUUUAAAAACCAUCUCUUAAUACUGGACUGGUUUUCAUGCCAGAAGAAUGGUGAAAUAAGAGCUUUAAAUGUAAGUUACCAAUGGCUUGAACAGAUCAACUGUAUUUUAAAGAACUGAAGCGAAAUAUAUAUACCAGCUUUGUUGGGACUAGGAGAGGGAAGAAGUUGGUUGUCAUUGACCCAGGCUGGCGUGCUAGCCCUCUGCUCCAGACUGGACCAAUCACACUAGCCUGAAGCAAUGCCCUAAAGUGUUGUUUAGGCCCUCAACUAAAGAAAAUAUGAAUUCUAGGAGAAAAAGAGAAGGAGCAUGCUACAGACAUCAUUUUUGUAGGAUCUGAAAUCCUAUUUUGUAACUACAGAAGGCCAAGCGUGUGCAAGUCAGUUCAAAAAAGAAGACUGAUGUGUACAAAUCUGAGUAUAGUAAAAAGAAGAAAUCAACAGAUAAGGCAGCUCAGGCAGCUACUCACUGUCUUCAGAGCAAAAAUAUUGGUAAUGAUUGAAAAGCUUGCCACCAUAGCAACAAUGUCAGUGAAGUAUUUGAAUUAGAGCUAAUACCACUUACAUUAUUUCUAGUAUUUUUAUUCAUUUAAAUACUUUGUUGAAUAGGUGAGUAGUGUUAGUAUUCAGCAUAACUGGGACUACCUUUUCAAGUUCACAAUUAAGGUAAUGCAACAUUCACUAUCACCUCUCAGAAAGAAACAAAAAAUUUACUGGCACUAUUAAAUCUGGACCCAGAAGAAGCAACUUCUAUUUUAGAUGAAGACAAAGAUGAUGGAGAGAUACACCAAUACAAUGAGCCCUAUGGAUAGUUAAAAAAAUGAGGGAAGGAAGAAUCUCCAAGGAUUACCUCAAAAGAGGUCUCUCAGCCAGUACGAUCCAAUUAAUUAACUUAAUUAUUUUUAUGAUUAGCUAGAAGUUGUCUGUGUAUGGAAAAUGGAAUAUACUACAGAGCAUAUUAAGAUCUAGAGCACUAAAGUGUUUUGUCUUUCUGAUUCAUCUUCUACAGUAACAGAUGAAGGAAAUGAGAAAAAUAAAGAUGUACUUUGUACAUCUGAGGGCUUGUCUACAUGACUGGGCUGGAGUUAGGCUAAAUUGGGGCAUUAGGAGGUAGCAAUUAUAUCUAAUACACAUACCUAGUAUACUUCUCAUAAAGCUCUGGUCAAGAGCCUUCCUGCAACCUAACAUACAUACCAAAUACACUUUUCUCUUAAAUGUAUCAUUGAGAGCCUGCUCACAACCAAAUUGAACAGGUUUCAUCUGGACCGUUAGAAGAAAACAAAAAUCUUCCCUAGUGUCUCCUCACAUUUCUGAGAGGACGUUUUGUCUAUUUUAUAAACAUGAUGCAGAGCAUUUUUGCUGCCCAAUUGGAGUCUUUAGAAAACUCCUCUGUCCCUUCACCAAGAAUCAAAAUAAGUGUUCAAUUAGCCAAUAUCCUGAAGUGGCCUUCUUAUCAGGCCACUUCAUGUUAUUGAGACACCAAAAGUGAAGGAUGUUUCAUUUGUUCCCAGCAAUCAAAUGUGCUGGAGAUGAACCAAAAAGAGCCAUCCUACCUGCACCAAAAAAGUACAAACCCAGACAUGG